UCAGCUGGGGCCUCCAAGUUAUUUCUGGUGUGGUGGCCACACUGUGGUCGCAGCAGCCAGUUCACUGUGUGGGGCCGGGCAGGGCUGUAUUAUCACUCGGCUCUCCAGCUCUCUCGCACUCCAGAGCGCACUGGACCACAGUCCUCUCGCCAUGGGCGCAGGGCCAUGUGGGGCGCUGGGCCUGCUGCUCUUGCUGCAGCCACUGUGGAGCCGGCCAGCCUCGGGCUGCCCGGCGCCGUGUCGCUGCGCGGGGACGCGUGUGGACUGCGGGCGCAGCGGGCUGACCUGGGCCUUGCUGCCAGCCGCCUUCCCGCCUGGCACCACCGAACUGGUGCUCACGGGCAACAACCUCACUGCGCUGCCACCAGGGCUGCUGGAUGUGCUGCCCUCGCUGCGCACCGCGUACCUGAGCGCCAACCCCUGGCGCUGCGAUUGCCGCCUCCUGCCGCUGCGCGCCUGGCUGGCCGGCCGGCCGGAGCGCACGCCGUACCGCGACCUGCGCUGUGCCGCGCCGCCGGCGCUGCGGGGUCGCCUGCUGCUCUACCUGGCGGAGGAAGAGCUACGCGCCGCCUGCGCGCCCGGCGCGCUCUGCCGUGGGGCGCUCGUGGCCCAGCUGGCGCUGCUGUUCCUGGGGCUGCUGCAUGCGCUGCUGCUGGUGCUGCUGCUGUCCCGUCUGCGGAGGCUGCGCACCCGCGCCCGCGCCCAAGCCCUGGCCGACCUGUCGCUGAGCGCCCAGCUGGUGGACGAAGGAGCCAGUGGAAGCGCGUCCUGAGCCAGCCAGCCGGCAAAUUCCUUGGGACCCUGCCCAACUCUCAUCCUGGGCACCUAUGCAAUCCCAGAGACACCACCUCCUGUCUGCAGGCAGGGAUUCACUGGCCAGACACUACUGACCUCCCCAUUUUUGGCAAAACCAGCUGAAGCCUUCCAGGUCUGGGGAGGUGAGGGCGCAACUACAGAGUCCACCCCACCCCCACUCCCUCUUCAGUGUGAAUAAAAUCUUAUUAGUAGUCGUAGA
Molecule: messenger RNA, 1015 nt
Organism: Echinops telfairi (small Madagascar hedgehog)
Lineage: Eukaryota; Metazoa; Chordata; Mammalia; Afrosoricida; Tenrecidae
Gene: GP1BB
Product: glycoprotein Ib platelet subunit beta
Exons: 2
Coding region: 152-772 (206 amino acids)
Source: RefSeq, a predicted model, not a curated record